UAUUUCUAUGAGGAUAAAUUAGUAAUAAUUACAGGAUAGCUUUGUAAAUUCUAAUAUUGUAAGAGAUUAUUUGUAAUGCUAGGAUCAAAGCCAAGAGUUCAUUUGUUUAUUUUGCCUUGCUCUCAGCAGGUCUCUGCCAUGGGUGACAGGGGAACAAGCAAUCAUUCAGCAACGACUGACUUCAUUCUUGUAGGCUUCAGGGUCCACCCAGAGAUCCACAUUCUCCUCUUUCUGCUAUUUCUGCUUGUAUAUGCCAUGAUCCUUCUAGGGAAUGUUGGGAUGAUGUCCAUUAUUAUAACUGAUCCUCGGCUGAACACACCAAUGUAUUUCUUCCUAGGCAAUCUUUCCUUCAUUGAUCUCUUCUAUUCGUCUGUUAUUGCACCCAAAGCUAUGAUCAACUUCUGGUCUGAGAGCAAGUCCAUCUCCCUUGCAGGCUGUGUGGCCCAGCUCUUUCUCUUCGCCCUCUUCAUUGUGACUGAGGGAUUUCUCCUGGCAGCCAUGGCUUAUGACCGCUUCAUUGCCAUCUGCAACCCACUCCUCUACUCUGUUCAGAUGUCAACACGUCUCUGCACUCAGUUGGUGGCUGGUUCCUAUUUUUGUGGCUGCAUCAGCUCAGUUCUUCAGACCAGCAUGACAUUUACUUUAUCCUUUUGUGCUUCUCGGGUUGUUGACCACUUUUACUGUGAUUCUCGCCCACUUCAGAGACUAUCUUGUUCUGACCUCCUUAUCCACAAAACGGUAUCUUUUUUCUUAUCCAGCAUCAUUAUCUUGCCUACCGUCAUAGUCAUUAUUGUUUCUUAUAUGUAUAUUGUGUCCACAGUUCUAAAGAUACGCUCCACUGAGGGACGUAAGAAAGCCUUUUCCACUUGCAGCUCUCACCUGGGAGUCGUGAGUGUGCUGUAUGGUGCUGUCUUUUUUAUGUAUCUCACUCCUGACAGGUUUCCUGAGCUGAGCAAAGUGGCCUCCUUAUGCUACUCCCUGGUCACUCCUAUGCUGAAUCCUUUGAUUUACUCUCUGAGGAAUAAAGAUGUCAAAGAGGCUCUUAACAGACUUCUAGAGAAGAAAAAUACUAUUCUUUGAUUAUUAUUUCUCUUUCACCA
Galeopterus variegatus (Sunda flying lemur) is the source of this 1100-nucleotide messenger RNA. Its product is annotated as olfactory receptor 9K2-like. Gene Ontology annotation, molecular function: G protein-coupled receptor activity; odorant binding; olfactory receptor activity. Gene Ontology annotation, biological process: G protein-coupled receptor signaling pathway. NCBI's taxonomy places the organism in Eukaryota, Metazoa, Chordata, Mammalia, Dermoptera, Cynocephalidae. Gene Ontology annotation, cellular component: membrane. The record is from RefSeq and is a predicted model, not a curated record.